GAAAAUACACCGUCAUCGUCAGCUCCUGCGCCGUGCGCGCCGAGCCGAGCAAGGAGGCCAAAGCAGUCGGAGCGCGGAGCCGAGGCAGCGUGGUGGAGCUCUACGAGUUCGACCCCAGCCGCCAGUGGCGCCGUGUCUAUGCGGAUGGGGAGGCGGCGGGGGGCUGGAUGCUACUUGAGCACGAGGA
Molecule: messenger RNA, 187 nt
Organism: Symbiodinium sp. CCMP2456
Lineage: Eukaryota; Dinophyceae; Suessiales; Symbiodiniaceae
Source: the annotation of a GenBank genome assembly